UUGCGGUGUUGCCAGGACGUGUGGGCGGAGCUUGUCUGAACGUCAACAAAAGACAGAGGAAAGAGAAAGGAGGAGAAAAAGAAGAGAAGACUGGAAUAAAUAAACGACGACAGCCGACAGAAGAGGACAGAUAUGUGGCUUUAACCAACAAUAACAGUGUCUGAACUGUGGUGGGAAAACACUUUGAUCAUGGACGCUGUGAGGCUGAUGAAGGAGCUCCGGGUGAAUUAUGAGCAGGAGGCCGAUUUCCUGCCGAAUGGGAAGGGCCUGAACCUCAUUGUGUCUGCGCAGCACAGCGCCGACCAGAUCACGGCCAAGUGCAGGAAUGUGAAAGUGGAGGACCUGUGGAGCCUGACCAGCUUCUUUGGUUACAGCACUCAGACCUUCGUCCUGGCCGUCAGCCUGCUGGACAGAUUCCUGGCCAUGACGAGGGUCCAGCCCAGAUACUUGUCCUGCGUCAGCCUCAGCUGCCUUCACAUGGCGGCCAGAGUGACGGAGGAGGAGUGCAACCUGACGCCCACCGACGAGCUCAUCCGUAUUGGUCAGUGCCGCUUCACCGUUUCCGACCUCUGCCGCAUGGAGAAGAUCGUCACAGAAAAGCUGCGCUUCAAAUCCAAAGCUGUAACCGCCUUAACGUUCCUGCAGCUGUACCAUCAGAUCACGCUGACGCACGCCACCUACAGGAAUGAGACCCUGAGCCUGGAGAAGCUGGAAGCUCAACUUAAAGCCUGUCUGUGCCAGAUCUCCUUCUCUAAAGCAAAGCCGUCCGUCCUGGCCUUGGCUCUCCUGAGGCAGGGGAUGGAAAGCAUUCGGUCGGAGGACAUGCUGGAGAUAGCCUUCCACAUCCAAAGACACCUGAAGAUUCCUGAUGCAGAGCUGCAGCAGUGGAGCCAGCGGGUGGCCCGCUGCCUGUUGGACUACGCUUCGCCCAAAUGCAGCAAGCCCAACCACAGGAAGCUGCAGUGGAUCGUGUCCCGGCGGACCGCCCAGAACCUGCACAGUCACCGCAGCGUGCCGGAGCUGCCCACCAUCCCAGAGAACUGCUGGGACGAGAGCGAGAGUGACGAUUCAUGUGAAGACCUGAUGAGCUCAGGAGAAGAGUCUCUCAGUAGCUCUCUGGGCAGCGACGCCGAAGGGCCCUUCUUCCCUCUGCACCUCCGUCGCCAAAAGCACCGCCAAUACCUCAACGCCUGAAGGCUCCGCCUUCCUGUGCCUGGCUGUCCAUCACUUCCCUUCCUGCCAUCUUUUUCUUUUUAUUUAUAGCUCUGCCAUCGGUGGAGAAGCGCACAACGACUGGAAGCUGACCGGUACUUCUGGUAGAUUUAGUAAUCUCUAAUUUCUCAUCUGGUGCAUGUAGAGACGUCAUAUUCCAGGAUGCAAACUUUAAGUUGUCAGAGUCAUGUUUAGGAGAUAAACUCUGGGCCUUCAGGUGCUGAGUCAGCAGGCCUUCCUGUCUGCUUUAAGAAGCUAAUCCUCAGAUGUCAGAUCAGGCUGCAAACAAAGAUGAUUUGCCAAAACGUGUCCUGUUUAUCCUAUAGAAUGGUUUUUAUAUAGACUGUUAUUAACCACGACUGUUUUUCAGCAGUGAAGAAGGUUAGAGCAGCAGUUGUGGUUGUUUUCAAUCUUCAUCUUGUUUCUCAUCCCAAGAAAACACAAUAAGAGCCGAUAAGAAGCAAAUGUGGUGAACAAUGGUGCUGUAAACAGUCCAUCAACUCCCUGAUUGGACUGCUGGAUUUGACCCGAGCCCAGGAUCAGCUUAUUUAAUGGAAGAAAAGAAAACCUGCCGCUGCUGCUUUUCCCUUUGCUUCCAAGUUUAAUUUGCACAGUUUAGAUUUUUAAAUGUGUUUAUGUGGUGAAUGGUGUUAGUGGAGGCCGGCGUUUUGGUCUGAGGAAGAACUUUUCUUCCAGAGCCGAACUCCGCUGACACCAGAGUGUGUUUAGAGUGAACUUGUGAUCCUGUUUCUGGUAAAGAUGCCAACGCUAUGAUGUAGCUUAACUCAAAGUGUAAAUGUAGAGGAUGUUGUCUGAAACUGAAAGCUGAAUGUGUCAAAAAAAGUUAAAAAUGUUAAUAGAAAAACCUGUAAAACUGUAAAUGCUGUAAAAAAAAAUUGUUAAUAGUUCUUUGUAGAUAGUGAGUUAUUUAUUGUUUUUGUCACAUGUACUGAAAAAGAAAAAUCUUAUAAAAAUGAUACUAUUUUUAA
This is a messenger RNA of Girardinichthys multiradiatus, 2201 nucleotides long. It is a transcript of the gene ccng2, whose product is annotated as cyclin G2. Gene Ontology annotation, molecular function: cyclin-dependent protein serine/threonine kinase regulator activity. Gene Ontology annotation, biological process: mitotic cell cycle phase transition; regulation of cyclin-dependent protein serine/threonine kinase activity. The transcript is spliced from 8 exons. Bases 190 to 1194 code for a protein of 334 amino acids. Gene Ontology annotation, cellular component: cyclin-dependent protein kinase holoenzyme complex; cytoplasm; nucleus. The record is from RefSeq and is a predicted model, not a curated record. Lineage: Eukaryota; Metazoa; Chordata; Actinopteri; Cyprinodontiformes; Goodeidae.